Molecule: messenger RNA, 8239 nt
Organism: Lethenteron reissneri (Far Eastern brook lamprey)
Lineage: Eukaryota; Metazoa; Chordata; Hyperoartia; Petromyzontiformes; Petromyzontidae
Biological process (GO): regulation of transcription by RNA polymerase II
Molecular function (GO): RNA polymerase II cis-regulatory region sequence-specific DNA binding; zinc ion binding; DNA-binding transcription factor activity, RNA polymerase II-specific
Source: RefSeq, a predicted model, not a curated record
AUGAUUGAGAACGAGCGGAGCGCCGGGCGGAUACAACCCUGCCCCUCCCCCCUCCCCCCUCGUCUUCGUCUCCGCGGCCUCUGCUCGCGACGCCUGCUCCACAUCUCACGAUGGAGCCCCACGUCGCGUUCCCGUCCAUCAAGCGAGAGCGCGACGCGGUCGACUCGUCUCCUGGGCUCGGCGGAGCGACGCGGAGACUCCGGCGAUGCCGCCGCCGCGCUGUGGAGUGAGUGGGACGCAGAGGAGAAGCCCAGCGCUGAGACUCUGCGGGCGGCGGCGGCGGCGGCGCUGGCGGUGAAGGACGAAGAGGGAAGCUGCGUUCCGUGCUUGAGCAUCGUCAAAGUGGAGGAGGAGGAGAGCGACACUCCGGAAGAGCCGGAAGGUCACCACGGAGAUCCGGCCACCGAGGACCAAAACUUUAUCGAGGUGGAGCUGUCGGAUGAAGAUAUUUGCAAAGGCGAAGCGACGGACGAGCGGGACGGUGGACGCCUGUGCGCCGCGUGCGCCGAUGACCCCGGGGGAUACUUUGACGCGGAGCCACGCGGCGGCGACACAGACGGCGGCGACGACGGCGGCGACGACUCCGGCGGCCGCACGCCGGGGGGCUGCGUGCGCUGCGGCGAGCCGCUCGGAGAUCCUCCGGAGACGCCGCCAACGCCGCCGGCGCCGCGGCGCGCCGGUGCCGGUGCCAAGGCGGAACGCCGGGCGUCCCACGAAUGCGCCGAAUGCGGCCGCGCCUUCUCGAGCAACUCGAACCUGGUGCGGCACUCGCGCAUCCACAGCGGCGAGCGGCCGUUCGCGUGCGCCGAGUGCGGCAAGGGCUUCGCCGACCCCUACCGGCUGAAGGCGCACGCCGCCACGCACUCGGGCGGCUGGCGGCACGCGUGCGCCGAGUGCGGGAAGGCCUUCUCGUGCCCCUCCAAGCUGAGGACCCACGCCGCCACGCACACCGGCGAGCGUCCGCACGUCUGCGGCGAGUGCGGCCGCGGCUUCUCGCAGCGCUCCAACCUCAAGCAGCACGCGCUGACGCACGCGGCCGAGAAGGCGCACGCGUGCGCCGAGUGCGGCAAGCGCUUCUCGCACCCCUCCUACCUGCGUGCGCACUCCAUCACGCACACGGGGGACACGCGGCACGCGUGCGGCGAGUGCGGCAAGAAGUUCACGCGGCGCUCCAACCUGGAGGCGCACGCGCGCAUCCACACGGGCGAGCGCCCGCACGCCUGCCCCGUGUGCGGCAAGCGCUUCCUGCACCGCUCCUACCUCAAGCUGCACGCCGCCACGCACACGGGCGAGCGCCCGCACGCCUGCGACGAGUGCGGCAAGCGCUUCACGCAGCGCUCCAACCUGGAGCGGCACGCCGCCAUUCACGCGGGCGAGCGUCCGCACGCCUGCCCCGACUGCGGGAAGGCCUUCGCGCACCGCUACUACCUCAAGCAGCACUCGUACGUGCACGCCGGCGAGAGGCCGCACGCGUGCCCUGUCUGCGGCAAGGGCUUCGCCCACCCGUCGCUGCUGGAGAAGCACGCGGCGGCGCACGCCCCGUCCCCGCCGCACUCGUGCGGCGACUGCGGCCGCGGCUUCGCGCACCGCUACAACCUGGAGGCCCACCGCAGGACGCACACGGGGGAGCGGCCGCACGCCUGCAAGGAGUGCGGCAAGCGCUUCGCCAUGCAGUCGGGGCUCGAGCGCCACUUCCGCACGCACACGGGCGAGCGGGCAUACGCCUGCGCCGAGUGUGGCAAGGCGUUCUCGCAGAGCUCGCACCUGCGGGUGCACGCGCGCACCCACACCGGGGAGCGGCCGUACGUGUGCCGGGAGUGCGGCAAGGGCUUCUCGCACAGCUCCAAGCUGCGGCGGCACGGCAAGGUGCACGCCGCCCGCUGUCCCGAUCUGAGCCUCGUCAAAGUGGAGAGGCCGGAGGAGAGAGGAGACACGGAGAGCGUAGACCGCAACUUCAUCGAGGUGGAACUCGAGGAGGAGGAGGAGGGCGGCAUGGGUCAUGGUGGAGGAGCGGCUCACAUUCGAAUGGCAACCCUCCACCCCAAGAAGACUUUUACCACGCGCCGCGAGGCCAUCCACGGCAUCCAAGACUUUGCUUUGCAACAAGGCAAGCGCGCGGUCCUUGACCUCAAGCGAAGCGGCGGACGGCACGUUGCCAUCGUCUGCUCUAGUUCAACACCUUGUUCCUUCAAGGUGAAGCUGACGAAGCUCACGGGGGAACGACGUGGCUUCCGCGUCUCGGCGCUGUGCACGGAUCACCACGGCUGCACGGGCACUGCCAAGAUCACGCAGCGCCAAGUGGAGGUGAACACGACAGCCCGUUCGGCCUUUCGCGCCAACCCCCGUACCUCCGCACCGACUGUCAUUGCCCAGGUCGCCGACAUUGCUCGCGUCAUUGUCCCGACCCGGAUGAUGUACCGCGCCAAGGACACGUGCAUCGCGGCGAACGAGAGUGCGGCCCAUGCAGGCUUCGAGUUCAUCAACUCGCUGGUGGAGACGUUCGGCAAGCUCAACGCGACGAUCUGCAGUGUGCGAGAAGACGCGGGCAUCUUCUGGGGUGCGUUCAUCUGCAACCCGAUCGCACGCUCGUUGCAGCCAAGUCUUCAACGCGUCGUCGGCAUCGACGGGUCGCACAUGAAGGCGCGCGCCUACAAUGGAACCAUGCUCGUCCUCGUUGGGCGCGACGGCAACAACCGCAACGUCCUUCUCGCCGUGGCGCUGGUGCCGUCCGAGACGGCAGCGGCCUACGACUGGUUUCUCAACUGCUGCACGACCAACGACAUCGAGCUCGACGGCACGCCGGUCUUCUGCGAUCGUGGCACGGGCAUCCUAGCCUCCGACUGGAAGGACCUCAUGCUCAUCCACUGCACGCGGCAUUUGAUCUGCAACGGCGUGGACAACAUCGGCUCCGCGUUCACGCCCGACCUCCAAGGCAUCAUCUACGAUGCCCAAGGGUGCGCCUCCGAGGCCGCGUUCCGCAGCUCCUUGGGCUGCUUGGGCGUAGCUCUGCCUGCGGCGGCCACGUACUACAACAAGAUCGACCCCCACACGUGGGCGCUCUACCCGCACCUGCACACGACGCCAUUGUACGGCUGGCGCACGACGAACUUUGUGGAGUCCACGAACAGCGAGGCCCUGCCGGCUCGCGAGAUGGACCCCUUCCACUUCCUCAUGCACCACAUGGAAGACAUGAUGACGACGGCCUUUGCCCACCGCAGCGACGCCGAGAAGUGGGCCGCUCAAGGGCGUGUCAUUACGCCGUACGCUCAAGGACUCAUCGACGCUCAGCAGGCGUUGGCCCCGAGGUACAAGGUCUACGAGAGUACCUCGACGCGUGCAUACGUCAAGGAUCCAGACGCCUACGCCUCUGCCAAGCGCCGAGUCGAUCUCAGCUCUCGGUCGUGCACGUGCGGGUACAUGAAGCAGAUGGGCUUGCCGUGUCGGCACUACAUUCGUGCCCUCAUGGCGUUUGGGCGGAUGCCCGAGCUCUACGACGCAUGUGCGGUGUGUUACCAAGUCUCUGCCAUCAACACGACAUGGACCUCGGUUGCCGGUAUCGAGCUGCCCAUUGCCGAGGAGCUGCAACGCGACAACACCAUGAUGCCACCUCCUCGCCAGAAGAAGGCUGGCCGCCCGAAGAAGCGUCGGAUUCGCAACCGUGGCGAAGGUGGCCCAUUGGGCCUCACGCGGUGCUCCUUCUGUCACGCCAAGGGCCACAACAAACGCUCUUGCCCGUCGAAGGUACUGUAUGUCUGGAACUUCAGCCUGUCGCGUCACGCCGUCACGCACUCGGGGGAGCAGCCGCACGUGUGCCCCGUUUGCGGCAAGGGCUUCUUGUGUUUUAUUUUUAUUAUUUUAUUAUUUCCCUUCUACGUGACGACUUUAACCGAAAGAACCAAUAAGACCGCAGCCACCGCCGCGCCACUCCCGCUAACCGAUCGAUCCGCGUCGCCCCCGGCGCACGUUAACCACCGCCGGCGUCACCUUCUAUUUCUGUGUCUCACGGAAACCGGCGAAGGCGACGACGACGACGGUGACGACGGCGAGCGGAGGAGGAGGGGGAGGAAGCGAGGCGGCGGCGUCGUCGGCGUCGUCGGCGGCGUCGCCGCGAGGACGCACGAGUGCGGCGAGUGUGGCAAGUCCUUCUCGAGCAAGUUCAGCCUGACGCGUCACGCCGUCACGCACUCGGGGGAGCAGCCGCACGUGUGCCCCGUGUGCGGCAAGGGCUUCUCCUACCGCCAGAGCCUGGCGGCGCACGGGCGCACCCACACCGGCGAGCGUCCGCACGCCUGCCCGGCCUGCGGCAAGCGCUUCGCCGAGCGCUCGGGCCUGGAGGUCCACUCGCGGACGCACACGGGCGAGCGUCCGCACGCCUGCCCCGAGUGCGGCAGGGCCUUCUCCCACCACAGCAACCUCAAGAAGCACCGGCGGUCGCACUCAGGGGAGCGCCCCUUCUCCUGCGAGCUGUGCGGCAAGCGCUUCGCCAAGAGCUCCGUGCUGCGGAUGCACUACCGCACGCACUCGGGCGAGAGGCCUCAUGUCUGCGCCGAGUGCGGCCGGGGAUUCACGCAGAGCUACGACCUGGUGGAGCACCGGCGCACGCACACGGGCGAGCGUCCGCACGCUUGCGACGAGUGCGGAAAGCGCUUCUCCCGCAGCGAGUACCUCAAGGUGCACGGGCGCACGCACACGGGAGAGAAGCCGUACGCCUGCGACGACUGCGGCAAGCGCUUCACCCGGCGGGAGUACCUCAAGGUGCACGCCAGGAAGCACGCGGGCGAGGGGGCGCUGGGAGCGGCGCCGGCGCUGGGAGCGGCGCUGGGAGCCGGCCGCGAGUAAACGCCACGACACGCCGCCGGCAAUGGGGGCAGAAGUUGACGAUCGCUACGCGUGGCUGUGUGCGCGUGGUGAUGCCACCGCCGCUUAGUGGUGAAUGGCGGUUGUUGUUGUUGUGUGGGGAGCGGUGGUGUAGCGGUCAGCGCUACGACCACGGCGACCCGAGUUCGAUUCCCGCUCACGGCCAACACCGGUGACGAUUAUUUCAACCGGUCCUGGGCCUCUCCUAGGUUGACUCAGCAUCAAACAAGUAACUGGUGUGUUGUGUGUGAACAUCGCCACUUGGGAGACAAAGGCGGCCGGGCGUGGUGAACCCAAGUCCCGGGCAAAGCCGGGUAGUACGGCUCGUACCUGAUGAUCUCUUGUGAUCUAUAACCUCGUGCCACGGAAGAUCUCUCUAGUUCAGCAGUUCUCACCUGAUGACGGCCGCCUGGGUUGUGAUCGAAACGUCGCGAUCUGUGAUGUCUCUGAAAGUGUUGUUGUUGUUCGGGAAAAGUUUGUAAGGAACAGGAGAGAGAUGAAGAGCUCACAGACAAUGUCUAGACGACGACAUCACAAGAGAUUGGUGCCAGACGUGGCCACCAGAACACACGACGGAAUGUGCAGUGGACACCUGCAGGGCUCUCUGUGCCCAGCCCGUGGAUUGGGAUGAUGAUGUUGAUGCACUACGCUAUACACUGCUACACAGUAUACUACUAUACACUACACUAUACACUAUACUAUAUACUGCUAUACACUACCCUAUUAUACACUCCACUAUACACAACACUAUAUACUACUAUAUACUACUAUACACUACACUAUAUACUACUCUACACUACCCUACUAUACACUACACUAUAUACUACUACACAAUACACUACUAUACACUACGCUAUACACUACUACACACACUAUACACUACUACACACACUAUACACUACUACACAGUACACUACUAUACACUACACAAUAUACUACUAUACACUAUCCUACUAUACACUCCACGAUACACUACGCUAUACACGACUACACAGUACACUACUAUACACUACACUAUAUACUACUCUACACUACCCUACUAUACACGAUACACUACACAGUAUACUACUACACAGUACACUACGAUACACUACUACACAGUACACUACUACACAGUACACUAUAUACCACUCUACACUGUACACCACACUAUACACUACAUUAUACACCACUACAUUAUACACCACUACACAGUACACUACUAUACACUACACUAUAUACUACACAGUACACUACACUAUACACUACUACACAGUACACUACACUAUACAAUACUACACAGUAUACUACUAUACGCUCCACUAUAUACUAUGCACUACACUAUACACUACUAUACACGACCCUACUAUACACUACUAUACACUACACUAUACACUACUACACAGUAUACUACUAUACAUUACUAUACACUACACUAUAUACUACACUAUAUACUACACAACACACUACACUAUACACUACACUACGACGGAGCCAGGCCAUUGCUGCUUUGGAUCUUCCAAGUACAGUCUGGUUCUCCUGUAGCCGGGCGGUUGUUGCGUUACUAAAGAACAGCGCGUUAUGUAAAAGUCGCGUUAUAAUCUAUAAUACAGGGAGCAAAGCAUCGUCCGCGAUAACACGUGAGAUGCGUACGCAGGCCAAACAAUGUCCGAGGCGCGUGGGUAGGUCGCGUCGAGAAGUAUCCAGCAGCAUCCCGAUGCCUCGUGCGUGUUCGCGAUGACGAUGCCACCGCUUCUCCCUACUCGCGUUACAAUCUCUGGAUCCAAUCCGUGUCGUUUAAAAACGCCUUCCCUAACGCAACGUUCAUCGUAGUUGCUGCAGAUAUCGGAUUCGCGUUCUGAAAACAACCACCACCACCUCGGCGUGAUGGGGGAGAAACGCAGGCUGGAGUUGCUUAUUCGCGAUGUCGUGAGAGUUUUUUGUGAAAUAGCCACCAGCCAUGCCCUGUUGUGCUUUGCUUGGAGGAGCUCGUUAUACUGGUAGGAACGAAGUGAACCAGCCUACAAUAGAUUAUAUCGUCCGUCCGUCCGUCCGAUGUCCGAUUAGGUGUAACAACAUCGCCCCCUACUGCAAACACUUGGCAGGACCCUACAAAAACCUUUAGACUCAGUGAGGCUUUCCUGGCUAAACAAGUGUAACAUUCCCUUAUAAUUCCCUGAGAUAGUUUUUAAUUAAAACAUUUAAAUUUAACUCACAGCGGCCUAAAGCCUACAGCUAGGCCUAAAGCCUAGAACUAGGCCUCAAACUAUCCCUUCGUAUCGUACCCCCGCCAUUUCAUUUUAUUAUAGCCAUUCAUUUGUUCGUUCCUACCAGCCCACCCCGCAGGGACCUGUUUAUCGUCGUCAUUUAGCGUAUACGGUAGUAACGCUUAUAACCGCGAUGUGUGGAGUAGCUCUGCUCGUGUGAUGUUUGUGAUAAACGCCGCCUCCCAUUGCCACUCCCUGUGUGGGUUUUUGUUGCCGUUGAUCGAGUCGCAUGGCGGGAGGGAAAGAAACGGAGGACCCGGAGAAAAUUCCACGCGACCACGAGGAGAGAGAGAGAGAGAGAGACACGCAGACUCCGAAUAUACAGCAGCAGGCGUCGGGAUCGAACCCACGACCUCCAGCAUACCGGGCGAUGUAGUUAACAUCUCGCCACCGCCGACUUAGGAACAGGCUUCAUACCUUUAAGAAUGGGAUUUGCAACAAACCUGACACCUUUUUUACAAGGAGUCAUGUUUGCAUAGACCACAAUACCUGCAGUCAUAAUGCAAACAAAAAACACAACUCUGAUAAUGUAUGCACUGUCCUUGAAGUUGAUUGGCCCACACCCGAGACAAUUCGUAAAUAGGUGUAGGUCUACAAUCUUGUCCCUGACAUCCUUGGAGAGCUCUUUGGUCUUGGCCAUGGUGGAGAGUUAGGAAACUGAUUGAUUGAUUGCUUCUGGGAACAGGUGUCUUUUAUACAGGUAACAAGUUGAGAUUAGGAGAUUUUUUGUUUGUUGUCGACCAGUUUUAUCAGAACGUUAUGCCACAAGUCCUGUGUGCGGUUAAAGCAGACUUGAUGAUGCCUCGCAAUGGCCGUGCGUGUGUUGGCGUUUAUUACCAGAAAGGGUUAGGAACCCACUGUUUUCACAAUCGCUCAAACGAUUCACGUUCCACGUCGCCUCCGCGUUUAAAGACCACGCCGGCGUUUAAUGUUCAAGCGUCACGUGUGUUUAGCACCCAACGCGGCGAAAACUCGGCUACGCGCUCGCACGACGCCGUGACGCGCACGCAAAGCUCGCCAACGAGAAGAACCGGACGCGGGUUUUGCUUAAAUACUCGUUACGUUUGCCGGCGACAUUUUCCACACAUUCGUGUUAUUAAAAUUUUCGGUUGAGAGUAAAAAAAAAUGAAUAUUUA